UCAACCUGACUCCCCGCGCGCGGCACACGCGUCUUCGGAUUGGCCGGAUUGCCGCCCAAUAGGAAAGAAGAGCCGGCGUCUGCUAUUUACAUAAAUUCCUAGCGGUCCCGGCGGCGCAGCCGGCCGUCCAAUCGGAUUCUAGCGAUUUGGAGCCUUCAUUUGAAUAUGGAGACGAUAAAUAGCGCUGCCGGCGCGGCCCCCGCGCAUCUGGGCGCCGCCCCGCCGCCGCCCCGCUGGCCAUGCCGGAGCCCUCCCGCUCGGCGCCCGCGCCCAAGAAGGGCUCGAAGAAGGCGGUGACCAAGGCGCAGAAGAAGGACGGCAAGAAGCGCAAGCGCAGCCGCAAGGAGAGCUACUCCAUCUACGUGUACAAGGUGCUGAAGCAGGUGCACCCCGACACGGGCAUCUCGUCCAAGGCCAUGGGCAUCAUGAACUCGUUCGUCAACGACAUCUUCGAGCGCAUCGCCAGCGAGGCGUCGCGCCUGGCGCAUUACAACAAGCGCUCGACCAUCACGUCCCGCGAGGUGCAGACGGCCGUGCGCCUGCUGCUGCCCGGGGAGCUGGCCAAGCACGCCGUGUCCGAGGGCACCAAGGCCGUCACCAAGUACACCAGCUCCAAGUGAGGCGCGCCGGGCGCCCCGGAACCCAAAGGCUCUUUUCAGAGCCACCUCUGUGCUCAGAAAGGAGCGUGCCACCCGGUCUGAUUGUGAUGUGCUGCUCCGUGGGCGUCCUGGGGCACUGGAGUGCGCGACGGGGCGCAA
Mirounga angustirostris (Northern elephant seal) is the source of this 758-nucleotide messenger RNA. Its product is annotated as histone H2B type 1-F/J/L-like. Bases 240 to 620 code for a protein of 126 amino acids. Lineage: Eukaryota; Metazoa; Chordata; Mammalia; Carnivora; Phocidae. Gene Ontology annotation, molecular function: DNA binding; protein heterodimerization activity; structural constituent of chromatin. The record is from RefSeq and is a predicted model, not a curated record. The transcript has a single exon. Gene Ontology annotation, cellular component: nucleosome.